Mollisia scopiformis is the source of this 2584-nucleotide messenger RNA. RefSeq names its product ApbA-domain-containing protein. The record is from RefSeq and is a predicted model, not a curated record. Gene Ontology annotation, cellular component: cytoplasm. The coding region runs from base 153 to 2465 and encodes 770 amino acids. The transcript has 4 exons. Gene Ontology annotation, molecular function: oxidoreductase activity. NCBI's taxonomy places the organism in Eukaryota, Fungi, Ascomycota, Leotiomycetes, Helotiales, Mollisiaceae.
CAUCCCAUCCCAUCCCGUCCCGUCCAUUUCCUCAAAUAUAGUCUCCACACAAUCCUUCCCUUCCAAGAAGGGGAAUUGCUGGAACAAAUAUCUUCGCACCUUGUCCUUCGUUUUAUCUUGCGUGCGCUGAUGCAUCAAUUCUUCAUAUCGAGAUGGAUCUAAUACGUGUGUGUGUAGUUGGUGGUAACGCAGUCUCUGCUUUCCUCUCCUGGCGGCUUCAAGCCACGAACGCUUGCGACGUGACAUUGGUCUGGAAAUCGGGUUUCGAUGCAGUAUAUCAAUAUGGCAUAUCGUUCAAGUCAACAUCUUUUGGCAAUGAGCGAUUCAAACCACGACAUGUUGUGCGCGCCCCAGAGGAAGCAGCAAAUAAUAAAGAGGGUGCCUUCGACUACGUUCUUCUUUGCGUCAAAGCCCUUCCAGAUGUUUAUGAUCUUGCAGCCGUCAUCGAAUCAGUCGUUACACCACAGCACACAUGUAUUCUUGUCAACACCACACACACUUUAGGGGUUGAAGCACAACUGGAAUCAAGGUUCCCAAGCAAUGUAGUUUUGUCACUCGUUUCCGGCGCGGAGAUUACACAGCUAGGUGCGAGCGAAUUCGAACACAAAGGGUCAACAGAGGUUUGGGUAGGCCCAGCGAACAAGAAUCCAUCGAUGCCCAGCACAAUACAAGGUGAUAUGGCAGAUGCCUUGGCCAUGACUCUCAGCAGUGGGCAAGUGGAUUGUCAUGUUUCGAGCAAUAUUCGGCAACAGCAGUAUGAGCGGAUGAUCGGACCAAUCGCUUUCCAUCCUCUGAGUGUCAUUUUCGAGACUGCUUCUCACGCUGCCUUACUGGAGAAAGUUGGUGUUAGACAAUUGGUUUCGGAUGUUUUCGAUGAAUUACUUAGCAUCGCAAAUGCCCAGAGCUGUAGUUUUCCGGCCGACUUCAAACAAAGAGUGAUGGAAGAAAUGGUCAGACCUACAGAAGCCAAUAGCAUUAUGUACCAGGACUUCAACGCGAAGCGACCCAUGGAAGUCGAAACAUAUCUCGGAUCUCCAAUAAAGCUGGCACAAGGCGUGGGAGUGAAGGUUCCAAGGAUCGAAACGUUAUACGCCAUACUUCACAACCUCAACAUCGUCAAUCAACAGAGGAAAGACAUUCCACUCGCAUCUCCUGCUGCAGCAAACCCGCCAGUCCGCUUACCUUCAGUGCCUCCGCCUAGACCUAUGAUGAAUGGAGCUGUGAAUGGCAAUGGGCCUAUGGGACCACCAAGAGGCAGAGGGCGAACACCAUCCAUGAAUGGGCCUCCACCAGGAAUGCGCAGAGGACCACCACCACCUAUUAACGGCGGACCGCCCAACGGAUACGGCAGACCCAUGACGGGCAAUGGUUAUCAACCUCCUCGAAAUCAAUCCAGAAGGGGUUCUCUUGAAGGGAACGAUCUCGAAGAAUUCAGCCAUCUGGUUCUGUAUGACGAUAUCCCUGAGUCCGGAGAGUCCAAUUAUGGUGGGGAUGGUCCAGACAUUGCCCUGCGUGAACGCGAAUUGAUGUUGAGACAACGAGAACUGGCACUGCGAGAGCAAGAAUUACGUCUCCAGGGCCAGGGCGCCGGACCCCGACGAGGUCCAUUUUCUCGUAGAGGACCUCCCACACCUUCAGUCCGAAAUGGAGGGGGUGGAUUUGAUGAAGACGAUGAUGAUAACUUUGUUGAUCCUGCAGAUGGCCCUCCACCUCCAAUGAUUGACCCAGACAAUUUCGAUAUGAUGAGUGUGACUUCUCGAAGAAACAGGAAGAAUAUGCCGAAUGCCAGUCAAAUUCGGAAAAACCCUGAGUACGACGGGCUUCCUCCACCACGAAGAGGAGGUGGCUUUAUGCGCCCUGGGUAUAACAGAAAUCGGUCGAGUGCUAGGAUAAUAAGUCAAGUACCAGGUGCACACGACAAUUUGAUGGACGACCCGCUGAUGGCGUAUUCGUCAAACAGAUAUGGAAACGUGGAUCGAGCUCAGAUGGGUAUGGACUCGAGGACUAACUCAUUGACUGCUGCACGUCUUGACGAGCUUCAAUACGGUGGUGGGCCAGCAGGGCCUCCUGGACCUCCGAAUGGAAACGGAUAUCCUCGAAGAGCAAGCCAAUCGCCUGGCAACCCUUACAGCCCACAGAUGGGGAGAGGAAAUGGGAGACCAUCACCUCCAAAUGGUUAUAUGGGUCCUCCGAUGAAUGGUCGACCGUCGCCUCCUGGAGGUAUGCGGCAGCCAGUGCCUCGUCAUCCGCCAGGACAAGGAAAUGCGGUUGCACCGCAACAAGUUGAGCAGUAUGCAGGGGUGAGCGCCCUUCAUCCACCCAAAGGACCUGUGAACGUUCGAAGUCUGACGGGUAGUGCGAGCGCUAGCGCGGGGAGUGGUGACAGCGCCAACAUCGACUCCGAACCCUCCGCUCAUAGCAGCCAGAGCAGUCUAGGACCUCGACCAGCGAUCGGCGUGAGAUAGACUCGAGAACCCCACGUACCCUCACCAACUGCCGUGUGCAGCACACGGCACCAAUUUCACUGAUAGAGAACUUGCGGACACCAAGGCUCUAUUCAACACUUAAUGCUGUCCAUAACGAA